Messenger RNA from Coniosporium apollinis CBS 100218, 1563 nucleotides. RefSeq lists its product as uncharacterized. NCBI's taxonomy places the organism in Eukaryota, Fungi, Ascomycota, Dothideomycetes. Gene Ontology annotation, cellular component: nucleus. The transcript has 4 exons. The coding region runs from base 1 to 1563 and encodes 520 amino acids. The record is from RefSeq and is a predicted model, not a curated record.
AUGUACGCGACUACAGUACCGUGGAGACAGUCUGCCGAAAUCGCCGUCAUGCAUCCAUCACCCGCUUUCACUACGGUACCGGCGCGUAGAAAGUUCGCUCCACCCGAACCCUCGCCAGCGCCAUCGCAACCGAAAGCACCCACGAAGAAAGUCGACUGGCCACAAGCCGUCCGGGAGUACGUUCAACGAUCCUUUGCACCUGAUGCUGCCGUAGCCGGAAUAGAUCGUGAAGAAAUUGAGAAAGUGUUGAAGAAGGUUAUCACUGAAGCGGCAGAGAGGGACGCGCUUGUAUCGACGAACUGGGAAGCCAUGCCGCUUCCUCAACAGAUAAUACACACUGAAAGAGCACGGAUGGCGAUGCCAGUAGCUGCGGCCACUGAACCUUGGAGAAGAGACACGACUCCGGACCGUCAUGUCGCACUCGCAGGAUACAGCAACGGUGACUCUUCGAAGAAGCGCAAAUCCGCCGACACUGUUAUGAGCGAUGCUGACGAUGAUUCAAUCCCUCCCUGGCGGAAAGCUAACCCCCGCAACGUAUUUGAAGAUCGUAUCACUUAUGCAAACCAAGGCCAAGCGGACCGCGUAGAGAAACGCCAGAAAAGGAAGCUGGACGACCUUGCAAAGGGAACAAGUAAGUACCAGGAGAACCUGGAGAAACGCAAACAACGAUUCGAGAACGGCAAGCCCGGAAACCGAUCGCCGCAGUCCUUACACCACUCCCAGGACGGAAGCCCAUUUGAUGUGAACGAAGGUCCUAUCAUCGGCACGUGCCAAGACUUGGAGAAGCGGUACUUCCGACUCACAUCUGCACCCAAACCCGAGACCGUCCGUCCAUUGCACAUCCUGGAACAAACUCUGGACCUGCUGAAGAAGAAGUGGAAAAAGGAAAGCAACUACACCUACAUCUGCGAUCAGUUCAAGUCACUACGGCAAGACCUGACCGUGCAGCAUAUCAAGAACGAAUUCACGGUUAACGCUUACGAGAUCCAUGCCCGCAUAGCUUUAGAGAAGGGGGACUUGGGUGAGUACAACCAGUGCCAGACGCAGCUUCGAGCACUGUAUUCGCAGAAGCUAGGCGGGCAUCCGGCAGAGUUUCUGGCGUAUCGCAUUCUUUAUUUCAUCUAUACGUGCAAUCGGACCGACAUGAACGAUAUACUGGCAGACUUAACCCCCACAGACAAGCAACAGCCUGCAGUCAAGCACGCGUUGGACGUGCGUUCUGCUUUGGCGUUGGGCAACUACCACAGAUUUUUCCGCCUCUACCUUGAGACACCUAACAUGGGCGCUUACCUGAUGGACAUGUUCAUUGCCCGCGAGCGAGUAGCUGCCUUAGCUAACAUAUGCAAGGCGUAUAAGCCAGACGUGAAAAUCAGGUUCCUUACCGAAGAGCUAGGUUUCGAGUCGGACCAAGACUGUGUGCAGUUCCUCUGUGACCAUGGCGCUCAAGGCUUGCUCGAAGACAGAACCGAUAGUGUUGUGUUCCAGACGGGCAAAGCCGGUCUUCUCUUCGAGAAUGCAAAGAAUGCAGCUUUCCGCAAGGUAGACAUCAAGGGUCAGAUAUGA